Messenger RNA from Glycine soja, 1932 nucleotides. Its product is annotated as cyclic dof factor 2-like. The coding region runs from base 80 to 1546 and encodes 488 amino acids. The transcript has 2 exons. The record is from RefSeq and is a predicted model, not a curated record. Gene Ontology annotation, molecular function: DNA binding; DNA-binding transcription factor activity. Gene Ontology annotation, biological process: regulation of DNA-templated transcription. Lineage: Eukaryota; Viridiplantae; Streptophyta; Magnoliopsida; Fabales; Fabaceae.
UAAUUAACACAAUAAUGAUUACCGAAGGAGUGUUAGAAAAGUUAAAAAGAAAGAAAAAUAAAAAACCAAAGAAACAGAAAUGUUGGUGGCAAAAGACUCAACGAUGAUGAAGCUCUUCGGGAAUACGAUCCCGGCACCGGAGAUCCCCGCCGGAGCUCCGGCAUUUUCUUCUGGUGAUGUUUUUGGUGACAGUGUUGGUCAGAACCGUGGUUCUUCAAGUGUCAAUGGGGAUGGUGAAGAACACGAGAUUCAGCAGGACAUAAUGGGAGAGGAAACAACUGAGAGUAAGAAGGAAGAUGAAGUGACCAAUCUUGAUACUGUCUCAAGAUCAGGGGAAGGGUCUAUUAACCCCUCUACCGAGAAGGAGGAUCUUACAUUGAAAACUUCAAAAAAGACUGAGCAAGAACAAGGUGAAAAUUCACAAAAUAAAACACUGAGAAAGCCGGACAAAAUACUGCCUUGCCCCCGCUGCAAUAGCAUGGACACCAAGUUCUGCUACUACAAUAAUUACAAUGUCAACCAACCCCGUCAUUUCUGCAAGAAUUGCAUGAGAUACUGGACUGCUGGUGGAGUGAUGAGGAAUGUUCCUGUGGGUGCUGGUCGCAGAAAGAACAAGAAUUUUGCUUCGCAGUAUCGUCAUAUAACUGUUCCUGAAGCAGCACUCUCGAGUUCCCAGCCGGACUUGUCAAAUGGAGUCAGUAAUCCUUCCUUGAACUGUAAUGCCACACUCCUUGCAUAUGGGUCUGAUAGACCCUUGUGUGAAUCAAUGACAUCUGUUUUGAACCUUGCUGAUAAAGCAGUGAACAAUUCCACAACAAAUGGAUUUAAUGGCUCUGAAGAACUAGAAAUUCCUGUUACUUAUGUUGGUGGAGAGAAAGUGAAUGAUGAUUCCAAUAAAUCUUCUGACACGUCAACGAAGCCAACGAAAGGUGAAACCACCAAUAGGUCCCAAGAACAAGUCAUAGAGAAUUGUCAUCCCUUCCCACCUCAUGUUCCCUACUUUCCUGGUGCCCCUUGGCCUUUCCCUUGGAAUCCAGCACCGUGGAACUCCCUGGUACCAUUACCACCUCCUUUUUUCCCACAAGGAUUUACCAUGCCUCUCUAUCCUGCAGCAGCUUAUUGGAGUCUUACUAUACCGGGUGCACGGAGCAUCCCAUGGCUAGCGCAACCAUCAUUACUGAAUACUACAGUGUCUAACUCUGGUCCUAACUCACUAACCUUGGGCAAACAUUCAAGGGAAGAAAACAUGCAUAAAUCAAAUGGGGUAGCAGUUGAGGAUGAACAUAGCAAGGAAAAUAAUAAAGAAAAGUGUCUAUGGGUUCCGAAAACAUUGAGGAUUGAUGACCUAGGAGAAGCAGCAAAAACCUCUAUAUGGACAACACUAGGUAUUAAAAAUAAUAAAGCAGACUUAUUUCCUGGGGGAGGACUCUUCAAAUCACUCCCAUCACAGGGUGGUGAAAAAAAUCGUGUAAUAAAAAACUCACCUGUCCCUCAUGCCAAUCCAGCAGCACUCUCUAGGUCAAUUAACUUUCAGGAGACCUCAUAAUCCUGUAGCUUAUAAUUUGUAAUUGUGUCUUGGAUGCAGCAGUAGAUGAGCCAACUGACAUGGCAGUAUUUCACUGUACUUGAGGAAGUCACAUAUUGAUUCACUAGCCAUUUUUUUUUGUAAGAGUUACGUCUUCUUGUUGGUCAACGGAAUAAAUUGAAACAAAUGUUACAGUUAGUUUUCCUUGCAUUUCUUUUAAGGAAAGAAGAGCCUUCUCUUUUGAGGGUAUCUCACAAUAGAUUGUGGCUCGACAAUUUUACUCCCCUUUUGUUUCGAUGCCUUUCUUAGUUCUUAUUUCUUGUACAUAGGUGAUUUUAUGUGGCCUAGAGAGACACAAUGUAUUUGUUUUCCAUGAUCUCAAUAUGCAUGUAAAUAAGAAUUAGAUU